AAUGGGGUGAACCACAAUGACGGGGUGAACCACAAUGACGGAGUGUACGACGCAGCUUCUCAAACCCCGGGAAAACUCGUGGUUGGCCACCCAGAUGGAAAGGAAAGAUAUGUGUAACACUAGAAUGUCUUGUAUUUAGUUAGCUAGCUAGCCUACCAUAGCUGAGUGAAGCGAAAACAACAAAGUACGCUUGGAUGUAGGGCUUGUAGUGGAACUACACACAGAGAUGGACACCGCCACCGGGGAGUCAGAACCGGACCCCAUCAAGCUAAAGUCAAUCAAAAACAAAAGAACGUUCACUGUACCACAAAAAGACCGGCUUGGUAACUGCAGAAGCGUGAAGGAAUUUGAAAAGCUGAACCGAAUUGGGGAAGGAACAUAUGGAAUUGUGUACAGGGCCCGGGAUACAAGGUCAGAUGAAAUUGUGGCCCUGAAGAAGGUUCGGAUGGACAAGGAGAAAGAUGGGAUCCCAAUCAGCAGUCUGAGGGAGAUUACUCUGCUGCUGCGUUUGAGACACCCCAACAUCGUGGAGCUGAAGGAGGUGGUGGUGGGCAGCCACCUGGAGAGCCUGUUCCUAGUGAUGAGCUACUGUGAGCAAGACCUGGCCAGUCUCCUGGAGAACAUGCAGACUCCCUUCUCUGAAGCCCAGGUGAAGUGUAUCGUCCUACAGUUGCUGAGAGGCCUAGACUAUCUUCACCUCAACUUCAUCCUACACCGGGACCUGAAGGUGUCCAAUCUACUAAUGACAGACAAGGGCUGUGUGAAGAUAGCGGACUUUGGUUUGGCCCGCGUCUACGGCAUCCCCCUCCAGCCCAUGACUCCCAAGGUCGUGACCUUGUGGUACAGAGCUCCAGAAGUCCUCCUCGGGACGAAGACCCAGACCACUGCUCUGGACAUGUGGGCGGUGGGCUGCAUCCUGGCAGAGCUGCUGGCCCACAAGCCCCUUCUUCCCGCCGGCUCGGAGAUCCAACAAGUGGACCUCAUCGUACAGCUGCUGGGCACGCCCAACGAAAACAUCUGGCCUGGUUUCUCCCUGCUCCCUCUGGUGGGCCAGUACAGCCUCCGGAAGCAGCCGUACAACAACCUGAAGAAUAAAUUCACCUGGCUGUCUGACGCAGGCCUGCGCCUGCUCAACCAGCUCUUCAUGUACAACCCCCAGCGCAGGGCCACGGCUAAGGACUGCCUGGAUAGCUCCUACUUCAAGGAGAAACCUUUACCUUGUGAGCCUGAGCUGAUGCCCACCUUCCCUCACCACCGCAACAAGAGGGCCGCGCCUUCGGCAGACAGCCAAUCGAAGCGCAGCAAAGUUUGAUAUUGUCAGAGCAGCUGACAGCGUGAUGGAUUUCUGGAGGCAAUUCCAGAACCUGUAACACACAGACCUGUAACACACUCCCAGGUGCAGUGAGGAGGAGACAUACUGCAUGCUUGGAAUGAUGGUUGUGAAUGCCGACUCGGCGGUCAGUAUGACGAUCACAGUGUUCUGAAGCAGGCUUUGUCAUGCUACUGCAGUAUUAAACUGCCUAGUUUUCAGCUUCUCUUGGUUCCUUAAUGCUAAAUGUCUAACAUUGCAGUCUUGCUAAAGAUGAGCCUUAAACUAUGCAGUACAUUUACAAAAGUACAAUUUUACAUUUGUGUGACCGGUUUGGUGUUAGGGUUGAAAUUUAUAUACUGUAACUGGGCUUUUUUUUUUAUUACUUGGAAAUACUUUGAUAUUGUAACUUCAGUUUUUAGUUGUAUUAAAAGCUAUUUGAAAUGCC
Molecule: messenger RNA, 1757 nt
Organism: Hypomesus transpacificus
Lineage: Eukaryota; Metazoa; Chordata; Actinopteri; Osmeriformes; Osmeridae
Gene: cdk10
Product: cyclin-dependent kinase 10
Exons: 13
Coding region: 227-1312 (361 amino acids)
Biological process (GO): regulation of mitotic cell cycle; protein phosphorylation
Cellular component (GO): nucleus
Molecular function (GO): cyclin-dependent protein serine/threonine kinase activity; ATP binding
Source: RefSeq, a predicted model, not a curated record